CUCUGCCCACCCGUGGCGCUUCCGCCCCGCGCGCGGGAACGGCGCGAGGAGCGCGCGGAGCCGUGACCCCGCGGUGACCCCACGGUGACCCCUCCGUGACCCCGCUCAUGGACGGGGAGGGGGAGGGGGAGAGCGAGGGCGCGUCCGCCCCGCCGGGCGCUGCCGCCCUGCUGUACCUGCCGGACGGGUCGGCGCUGCCGCUGCCGCUGGAGCCGCCCCCGGGCCCCACGGCCGCGGAGCUGCUGCGCCGCCUGCAGGGGGCGCUGCGCCUCCCGCCCGCCGCGGGGGACGCGCUCGCGCUGUGGUUGGGGUCGGAGCUGCUCGAGGUGCAGCUGAAGCCGCGGCACCGACCCCUGCGCCUGGUCCGGCACUGGCCGGAGCUGCUGCUGCGCUUCAGCCUCGGCUCGCCCGCGGCCAUCGCCCAAGAUGAGCCGUGUCUGCAGCUCCGCAGGAACGUGUUCUUCCCUAAGAGCCGCGAGCUGGAGCUGCAGGAGGAGGAGCUGCUCCGGUUGCUCUAUGAGGAGGCGCGGGAGCAGCUGAGGGGGGGUCGCUACCCCGUGGACCCUCCCGAGGCGGCCGAGCUGGGGGGGCUCAGCUGCCGCCUGCGCCUGGGGCCCUUCGAGCCCGGCCGGCACACGGAGCUCAGCCUGCGGCCGCUGCUGGGGGAGCUGCUGCCGCCGGGUCCUCCGGCCCGCUGGGGGGCGCUGUUCCGGCGCUCUCGCGAGCCGGGCCCCUCCCAGCGGCUGCUGGAGGCGUUUGCGCGUGCGCCGGGCCCCGAGGCGCCCCCUGCCGGAUUGUACCGGGACUUCCUGCGGCGCUGCCACGCCCUGCCCGGCUACGGGUGCGCCUUCUUCCCUGGAGCCAUCGAGCGCCUCGGGGGGCUGCUGGGCCGGGGGGGGCUGCGCCCCGUCAGCGUCGCCGUGGGGCUCGAGGGGGUCACCAAUGACCCCCGGCAGAAGCACGUGCUGCUGUCCCUGACGUACCCCGAGCUGUGCUGGGAGCUGGUGGGGGCCGUGGGGCAGGACGGGGACCCCGAGGGACAGGACGGGGACACCACAGAGCCCCAGCUGUGGCUGGAGUUCGAUGGGGACCACGAGGGAGCCCCCGUGAACCGACUGCUGCGGGUGUUCUCCCCCCAGGCGGAGCUGAUGAGCGCCCUCAUCGAGUGCUGCAUCGAGCUGGGCGGGGCGGCCCCGCCCACCGAGGGACAGGCCCCGCCCACCGAGGGACAGCCCCGCCUGCAGCGCCUCGCCACCAUCGACUACGUGCGGGAGGGGCAGGAGCUGCGGCGGGUGAAGCCCCCCCGGCGCUCGGCGUCCUUCUUCAGCCGGGGGGGUCUGGGGGCGGCUCCUACAGCCCCGUGGCGGGGGGCUCGGGGGGAGCCGGCUCCGAGCAGGGCUGAGCCCCCCCAAACCCCUCCCAGUUCAGACUGGGAGCACUGGGAACCCCCGAGACCUCCCCCCCUUGUACCCACAUCCCAAUAAACUGCACUGACCCCCCUGCCCUCUCUCCCCACGCAGGGUUUGGUGGAAUUUGGGGCUAAUCCAGAGCAGUUUGGGGAUGAUUCGGGGUGAUUUGGGGCAGAUCAAAGCUGAUUCAGGGUGGGUUGCAACUUAUUUGGGAUGUUUGGGGUUAAUUCACGGCAGUUUUGAGCUGGUUUGGGAUAUUUGGGGCAUUUUCAGGCAGCUCCUGGGGGUGUGAGGCCACUUUCGGUGGAGUCGGGACAUUUUGGGGCCAGUUCUGGGGGAAUUUGGGGAUUAUUCCA
Messenger RNA from Catharus ustulatus (Swainson's thrush), 1765 nucleotides. RefSeq names its product FERM domain containing 8 (gene FRMD8). Gene Ontology annotation, biological process: negative regulation of canonical Wnt signaling pathway. Gene Ontology annotation, cellular component: cytoskeleton; plasma membrane. The record is from RefSeq and is a predicted model, not a curated record. NCBI's taxonomy places the organism in Eukaryota, Metazoa, Chordata, Aves, Passeriformes, Turdidae.